This is a messenger RNA of Camelina sativa (false flax), 805 nucleotides long. RefSeq lists its product as uncharacterized. The record is from RefSeq and is a predicted model, not a curated record. Lineage: Eukaryota; Viridiplantae; Streptophyta; Magnoliopsida; Brassicales; Brassicaceae.
CCUUACCGUAUAUAUACACACAAAUAGAGAGCGUUGUUACUUGUGCCAAACUUAUCUCCAAACAAUUUUUUUUUUUCUCGAGAAAGAAUGUUUUCUGACUCUCUCGUUAGAUUCUCAGAGUUCGUAGCCGCCUCCAUCAUCAUAGCGUUCCUCGUCGUCUUCUCUCUCCGUCUCUUCUUUAGAUUCGCUUGUUUCCUCGCGAGCCGUUCUUGGCGCCGUUACCGUACGUUCACGGUCUAUCGCCGGAGAUGGAUAAGAAGAGCCGCGGCGGAUGAAACACAUUCGUCGACGACGUCGUAUUGUACGAUUUGUCUGGAAGACGCGGCGGAGGGAGAGAGGAUGAGGAGGAUAACGGCGUGCAGCCAUUGUUUCCACGCUGAUUGCAUCGAUCCGUGGCUGGAGAAGAAGUCCACGUGUCCUCUGUGUAGAGCUCAGAUUCCUCCGGCGCCUCCCGGAAACCCUCUGCUCGCGCUUAUUGUUCCUCCCGGCGUGUUCGAUAUGUUUACCAAAGAAACCUUCCCUGACGCGGCUUCAUCAACAAUAUUUGAUUAAAAUUUAAUGGAUGACUACUAAAACACGAGUUUAUCAAUGUUUUUUUAUUAGUUAAUUACUGUACUCGUUCAUUUUUAACUGUAUAGUUCUUUUCACACCAAAAUGAUAAAAGAGUAUGUAUCACCCUGAAAUUUGGAAUAUUGAACUCUUUGAACGAGACAAUACAAACCUCUAACAUGUUAUCUUGUGGAGAAAGUGACAGUAUUAUUAGUUAGUCUUUUUAUAAUACAAUUCCUAAAGAUGUUUUGUUUUU